Messenger RNA from Camellia sinensis, 1363 nucleotides. RefSeq lists its product as uncharacterized. The record is from RefSeq and is a predicted model, not a curated record. NCBI's taxonomy places the organism in Eukaryota, Viridiplantae, Streptophyta, Magnoliopsida, Ericales, Theaceae.
AAGAAGAAGAAGAAGAAGAAGAAGAGGAAGAAAGAGAAAAACAAGAGACAGAAUGAGCAAAACGACGUCGAACCAAAUGAGAUACCCACGGUCAGCAUCGCUGUGCCCGGUUCCAUCAUCGACAAUGCUCAGUCUCUCGAACUUGCCACCCGGUUGGCUGGUCAAAUUGCACGUGCCGCAACCAUUUUCCGAAUAGAUGAGGUGGUGGUAUUUGACAACAAUAGUAGUUCAACGGAUGAUUCAAGGGUUACCGCUACGGCUGACAAUUCGGGGGAGAAUGAAAGCGGUGCAGCUUUUCUUAUAAGGAUCUUGCGGUACCUUGAGACACCACAGUAUCUAAGAAAGUGCCUCUUCCCAAAACAUAACAACUUGCGUUUUGUGGGUCUUUUGCCCCCACUUGAUGCUCCACAUCAUUUGCGCAAGCAUGAAUGGGCUUCAUAUCGUGAAGGUAUCACAAAAAAGGAACGGCAUCCAAACUCUGCAGGAACACUUGUUGAUGUGGGCCUCAGUAAAAAUGUUUUGAUUGAGGAAGUACUUGAACCUGGAGUAAGAGUUACCGUUCCUAUGGGAACCAAUCGCAAUUUGGAUGCAGAUCUACCACGCCAGGUUGUCUCAUCUUCCAAGCCUAGGGAAGAGGUGGGAACGUAUUGGGGUUAUAAAGUGCGAUAUGCUUCCACUACCAGUUCUGUUUUCAAGGACAGCCCUUAUAUGGGUGGUUAUGAUUAUCUGAUUGGUACCUCAGAGCAUGGUCAGUUUGUGAAGUCUUCAGAACUUACACUACCUUCUUUCAGGCACCUAUUGAUUGCUUUUGGUGGACUUGCUGGGUUGGAAGAGAGCAUAGAAGAAGACAAAAACUUAAAGGGUAAAAAUGCACAUGGGGUAUUUGAUGCAUACUUGAACACGUGUCCUCAUCAAGGAAGUAGAACAAUUCGAACUGAGGAAGCUAUCUUUAUAUCGCUUCAGUACUUUCAAGAACCAAUCAACCGUGCUUUGCAGAGAUUCGAGCAUCAAAAUUAUUCAGCUUGAAAUCAUCAAAGAGCGACAUCAUUGAGAACUUCACAACCAUGGACUACCCUCAACAGCUUGAUUCAAGGCCGAGCCUGCAAGGUAGUUUCUGACACUAGGAAGAGAUGGUGGGGUGUUAUACAACCGGACCGCAUUAGGUGUUGGGUUGGUUGGUUGACUCACGGUUGGAAUUGACCCUUAGCCUGUGAAUUUUAGGUUUGUUGUAACAGAAUCUUUGUUUCAAAAAAGUCAAAUCAAUUAACAGUUUUGAUUUUAUUCACUUUUUUUUUUUCUUUGUAUUUAAAAUUGAAGUUAUCUAAGUUAAUAAUUAAAAACUCUGAUUUAAUUUUUUUGUUUA